Molecule: messenger RNA, 786 nt
Organism: Elaeis guineensis (African oil palm)
Lineage: Eukaryota; Viridiplantae; Streptophyta; Magnoliopsida; Arecales; Arecaceae
Source: RefSeq, a predicted model, not a curated record
GGCCAUUGCAUCACCCAAAGUCCUAUAUUAGGACACCCCCACUCCCUCUUGCUUCCCCGCCCGGAGUCCCAAAGGAAUCCUACCUGAGAUUAAAAAGAAAAGCCCAAAAAAUGACUCUAGUCACAGAGGAGCUCAAGGCCAAGUCUGAGGUCUACUACGGUGAUGAGAUGUGCCAAGAGAAGUCCAAGUUCCUCCUCCAAGAGCUAGGCCUUCCCAGGGGCCUCCUCCCCUUGAAGGACAUCAUAGAGUGUGGCCAUGUGGAGGAGACCGGCUUUGUUUGGCUCAAACAAAAGAAGAAGAUUGAGCAUUGCUUUGAGAAGAUUGGGAGGGUGGUCUCCUAUGCCCCUGAGAUCACUGGCUAUGCGGACAAGUUCAAGAUCAAGAAGCUGACUGGGGUGAAGGCUAAAGAGCUCUUGAUGUGGGUCAGUCUUAAUGAAAUCUCCGUCGAUGACCCGCCGACUGGGAAGCUGACCUGCAAGGCCCUUGGGGGGAUCUUCCGGACCUUCCCAACAUCAGCUUUCGAGCUCGAGGAGGAGAAGAAGGUGGAAGCACAGGUGCCUCCCCUGAACCAAGCUUCAAAAGUGCUUUCUAACAAAUGAAGUGACUUGUGGUCAUCCUUCAAGGCUACUAUCAGUGCAAGUAGAAUAAGAGGAAGAUGAAGUCCAUGCUCAACUAUGAAGGGCAGAACAGAUUCAAGUGUUCCUAGCUCUUCAUUUAAUGUUGCUUCCCUUUGUUAAGCUGUGGUUAUUUGAGUGUUGGACACAGUGAUGCUUUUAGCUUGUCUUU